Messenger RNA from Venturia canescens, 3240 nucleotides. Its product is annotated as mitochondrial folate transporter/carrier. Gene Ontology annotation, cellular component: mitochondrion. The transcript has 6 exons. Gene Ontology annotation, molecular function: FAD transmembrane transporter activity; folic acid transmembrane transporter activity. The record is from RefSeq and is a predicted model, not a curated record. Lineage: Eukaryota; Metazoa; Arthropoda; Insecta; Hymenoptera; Ichneumonidae. Bases 365 to 1381 code for a protein of 338 amino acids. Gene Ontology annotation, biological process: folate import into mitochondrion; nucleotide transport.
AACGAGAGACUUAGUAUGGCGGCGGACGGCGUACGCAACGUUUCGUAGGAUUGCGUAAUAGUUCGACAGUGCAGUGAAUAUCCACGCAGACGUGCACUCGUAACAUCAUCCUCGAGCUAAUCCACCGUCAACUCAAGACCCAAAUAAAAAGAAAGAAGACGCAAAGAACAGGAGGCAAAACAAGAGUUUUUCAGUAGUUUCGGUACGCGUCAAGUUUGUAACAUGAAUAUGUCGACGAGUCAUCACGAGUCUCGCUAGUGAGAAUAAGGAUGCUUUUGGUGAUUACAAAAUCCCGGUAACGAACGGUGAACAGUCGUCGACGACGACGUCGUCAUCAUCGUCGUCCGGCGCAAGUGAACGUAAAAUGUCGACAAUUAAAACAACGAGUACAGCGAGCGCUGGUGCACCACGCUUUUUCCCUGUACUCAGUGCCCUCAAGUACGAGCACUUUGUCGCCGGUAUAUCGGGUGGCGUUGUGUCCACCCUUAUGCUGCAUCCUCUCGAUCUCAUCAAAAUUCGAUUCGCAGUCAACGAUGGCCUCACGACGACAGCACCGAAAUACACGGGCCUCAGAAAUGCCAUGACUGAAAUCAUCAAAGUUGAAGGACUGCGGGGACUUUACAGGGGUGUCAUACCAAACGUACUGGGCUCAGGAUGCUCGUGGGGUCUUUAUUUCUAUUUUUAUAACUACAUAAAAACAUCGGUGCAAGGUGGAAAUGCAAAAAAACCACUGGGACCAACGCUGCACAUGGUUUGUGCAGCGAAUGCCGGUGUCCUGACGCUCUUAUUGACCAAUCCAAUUUGGGUCGUGAAAACUAGACUGUGUUUGCAAUACAAAGACGACGUUCACCUCGCGGAAUCAAAGAGGUACAGCGGUCUGACAGAUGCACUGAAAAAAAUCUACAAAACCGAAGGUGUCAGAGGCUUGUACAAAGGCUUAGUUCCUGGAAUGUUUGGUGUUUCUCACGGAGCUAUACAGUUCAUGACGUACGAGGAGAUGAAGAACAAGUAUAAUGAAUAUCGGUUAUUGCCCAUUGACACUAAAAUGGGCACAUCGGAAUAUAUUGUUUUCGCGGCGAUAUCAAAACUGAUAGCGGCAGCAUCGACGUAUCCGUAUCAGGUGGUGAGAGCACGAUUGCAAGAUCAUCACCACGAUUAUCGAGGGACGUGGCACUGCAUACAGUUGACAUGGAGGGGUGAAGGCGCGAUCGGAUUUUACAAGGGUUUGAGUGUCAACUUGUCGAGAGUCGUACCGGCAACAGUCAUUACGUUCGUAACGUACGAGCACGUGUCCCACGCACUCCUGGCAAUCAAGAAAAUCCCAGACGCCGAAGAAAUUAAAGCCACGAGUCCGAUUCCUGUGAAAACUGUGAAACUGUGAAACGGAAUUAUUCCUUAGCACAUUUUGCCGUUGAUGGAUGUUGUGCUUUCCCAUCGUUAGCUUUUGUGUGCUCUGUCGAUUCAAGAUUGACCGACGAAAUAAUCAGCACAACUUAGAAACAACCAUUGCGACGUUUCGUUCUUCGUUCGUCAAGAAAAAGUGAACGAAUAUCUGAACAGAAGGGAAUGACAAUUCAAGACUUGAUCGCUUGCAUUUUUUAAAAAUAAGUUUCUCCAAACGAAGGAGCACCAAAAAAAUAUUGAAACAACUCUUCCGACUAAAUUUUCACUCGGAAACUUCAAAUCGAUAAAUUCUUGCAAUGUUACUGAUGCUUUUGAAAAAUAAUGAAAAACGAAUCGAAAGAUGACAGAUUCCAUUCGUUCUUUUUCCUAGUUCAGGUGGACAUGCGAAUCGAUUUUGAAAUAAAUUUCAAUCGAAUACGAGCUCACUCAACUUGAAACGUGCAAGAGGAAUUUGUUCCACCGACGUGUGAAAGCUCCCCUUAAGUAUUCCGUGAAAUUUCUUCGCCUAGAGUCAAAACUCAUUUGCUCACUGGAACAUUGUUCUAAAUGCAAAUAUCAAUGUACUUACGCACUUUCCACAAAAGGUUCGCCAAAGUAGAGACUAUAAUUGUAUGAAUGUCAUUUGUUUUUGCGUUCUCGCUCACAGUACGUUUUCAUGAAUGUUGAUGAUUUACUCCCAUCUUGAAACGGCUCAGGAAAAACGCGUUUUUCCCCAGUGCUGAAAAAUCGUAUGAAAAAAGUCGAUUUUUCAAGAUAUAAAAAAGUAAAAAAUAAAGAAUUAUGAAUAUCUUUCUAAUGAUCGAAGUUGAUGGGGAUUCUGAGCGAUUUUCUAAAAGAUUUUCUAAAGAUUAAAAGAUUUAUUGUUCUCGAUAUUCCUUCCACAAUUUCAUUAUUUUUUUUCUUCGUCAACGUUUUAGUUAAAGAAGCAAAUAAUUUAGCGCCUCAUCCAUUAAAAUGAUAAACGCACGACACGCCUAUGUGCGUCUUCGGUAAAUUCUCAAUCCUCCAAAUCGACCUUACCGCAACAUUUCCUUUUUUUCGAUGUCUCAGCGCUUUAUUAUUAUUGCCCACGAGGAAAAAAUUCACAUCUCGAUGUAAUUAGCACGUAAGAUUGUUAGAAGAGUGGUAGAUCGCAGCGCUGUACCCGAUCGUGCGACACGCGUUAGAAUUGUAGCAAUAGUAAAAAAUAAAAAAAAAAAACAAAAAAAUAAAAAACGUAAAAACUGAGACAAUCGACGAUCGUAUUUCAUUCGAUCCUGCGUGCUGUGAAAGCACUAUGAUUUUGACACGAAACAAAUGAAUCUCCUUACCGUGGGAAAUCGUGGCCGUGAACGACUCUUCAUUUCUCGUUUACAAUGUCAAAUUUCUUAAUUAAACCGAACUUUUCCAGCAAUUAUUCAUGAACUUUCAUUAACUUCUGCAGUUACAAAUUUUCAAGUGUUUUUCACAAUUUAACCAACAGUAAAAAGUGGUUUUAUUAGCUGAAAGAAAUAAACUCGAGAAUAAUCACCCAAUUUUCGACGAGACAAUCGAUAACGAAUGUUCAAGGUUUUCAGUCAAUGUUUCCGGUGAGAAAAUUCAAGGAAGCUCAACGAAAAAGUCUGGACAUUUUUGACAUUUGAAGAAAAGUGAGUUCGAUGAUAUUUUCAUUAGUUUGACUCUAAAAAAAUAAUUUCAAUAUCGCGUAUCAACGGCGUUUGUACAAAUUGGAAACGUCAAAACUUUAUCAGAUUUUUCCGAAUGCAAUGACGUAAGUGGCAAGAAUCUUCUUAAAUUGCAAUUUUCAUUCAAACUUUGCCAAAUGAGAAAAAAAAUAAAACCGAUCAGUUAUGUAAA